This is a messenger RNA of Monosiga brevicollis MX1, 1005 nucleotides long. RefSeq lists its product as uncharacterized. The record is from RefSeq and is a predicted model, not a curated record. The annotation marks the transcript as partial. The transcript has 2 exons. Lineage: Eukaryota; Choanoflagellata; Craspedida; Salpingoecidae.
AUGAACCACACGGUGACGUAUGUUGCCGUGGACGUUUCGGGCAACACGCGUGAGGUAGAUGUUGUUGUCGAGGUGCGGGACAGCGUCUUGCCAACGGCGGUUGCCCAGGACUACACUGUUGUGUUGGACGGCACGGGCAACGGCGUGUUGGCGGCGUUGAGCGUGGACUUUGGCAGCAGCGAUGCGUGCGGCGUGGCUUCGAUGUCGGUGACGCCAUCGACGUUUACGUGCAGCGACCUGGGUUCGCAGACCGUGACGCUGACUGUGACGGACAACAAUGGCAACUCUGCGACGGCCACGUCGACUGUGAGUGUUGUGGACCAGACGGCACCGACGGUGGUGGUGCAGGAUGUUGAGGUUGAGCUCGACGUGAACGGCGAUGCGAGCGUGACUGUUGCGGAGAUUGACAACGGUAGCUCGGAUGCGUGCACUGCCAGCGGUUCUUUGGUGACGAGCCUGGAUGUGGCCGCUUUUGACUGCGACGAUGUGGGCAGCGGCGUGGCUGUGACUUUGACGGUUACGGACGAGGCGGGCAACGUGGCGUCUGAGACGGCGACGGUGACUGUUGUGGAUCGUGUCUUGCCGACUGUUGUGGGCCAGAAUGUGACGCUGACGUUGAGUGCAGGCGGGGCCGUGGGUCUUGUUGCUGGGUCUGUGGAUGCUGGCAGCUCGGAUGCGUGCGGUGUGGCGACGGUGUCGAUUGACGUGGAUAGCUUCUCGUGCGCCUCUGUGGAUGCGAGCCCCAACGCGGUCGAGCUGAGUGUGGUGGACAACCAUGGCAAUAUGGCGACUGACACGUACUACGUGACGGUUGUUGAUGAGACUGCCCCUGCGUUUAUUAUCACUCCAACCACUCUUGAAUUGGACGCGGCCGGUCCUUCGCAAACUUCCUUUGACUGUGCUGAUUUGGACAGUGUUGUGGCCGUGUCUUACACGAUCACUGAUGUCAAUGGCAACCAAGCUUCAUCAAGCGUUGAUGUGGCCGUGGUUGACAGCGUUCCUCCG